GGCCAUUGCCGGCGGAGGCUCGUUCUCUCAGAGCAUGACGGGAGUUGUAGUUGGGGGCGUCCCGGGAAGGUUCCGGGUGACGCCUUCUGGUCCGGGGGCGGGCGGUCAUAGCGCUCUUUGGCUGAAAGGAGGAGGAACUGGCAACCGGGAGGAGGCUCUAGCGAGGCCUUGAAGGCUGCGCAGCUAGGCGGGGUGGGAAUUUGGGUUUGGGGGACGGCCAAGUAGCGCGUCUGAUAUGCUGCUGGGGUCGUGACCGCUCGGGGACCGAGGCAGGACCUGGCCAGACCCAGGCUGGAGGCCUCGCCUUCGUCGGGCCUAAUUUCUAAAGGCUGGGUAGGCCUCACGAAAGGCUCCUAUUCGUGCGACCGCGCGGGUUCCUGCCCUGAUUUUCUGUCCGGGAGAUGGCCUCCCCGAGCCCCCCGCCGGAGCCAAAGAGCGACUUGGUAAAUCAGUUGAAGAAAAUUAGUAAUGCUCCAGACAAGCGCUCUCAUUUGAGUUCUUCCAGAUGAGGCACCAUUUUUUACCUUCCCCCGUGUCUUGUGCGCCUGUCACGAUGCGUGGACCCAAGGAGGAGUGGGAUUAUCUGGAUCCAGCUCAGAGAAGCCUGUAUAAAGAUGUCAUGAUGGAGAAUUAUGGAAACCUGGUCUCACUGGAUGUUUUGAACAGAGAUAAGGAUGAGGAGCCAACUGUGAAACAAGAAAUUGAGGAGAUUGAGGAAGAAGUGGAACCACAGGGUGUAAUAGUUACAAGAAUCAAAAGUGAAAUUGAUCAAGAUCCCAUAGGUAGAGAAACCUUUGAACUUGUUGGUAGGUUAGAUAAACAGAGAGGAAUCUUCUUAUGGGAAAUACCAAGGGAAUCUUUGGCCCAGGAACAGAGAAUGUUCAGAGGAAACACUAACAUUAUUCGUAAGAGACCAAACUCAGAAGAGAAAUGCCACAAAUGUGAAGAAUGUGGAAAAGGUUUUGUCCGCAAGGCCCAUUUCAUUCAACAUCAGAGGGUCCAUACUGGUGAGAAGCCUUUUCAAUGCAACGAAUGUGGGAAAAGUUUUAGUCGCAGUUCAUUUGUUAUUGAACAUCAGAGAAUUCACACUGGGGAAAGGCCCUAUGAGUGUAAUUAUUGUGGAAAAACCUUCAGUGUGAGCUCAACCCUUAUUAGACAUCAGAGAAUCCACACUGGAGAGAGACCCUAUCAGUGUAAUCAGUGUAAACAGAGCUUCAGCCAGAGAAGGAGCCUUGUUAAACAUCAAAGGAUUCACACAGGUGAGAAACCCCAUAAAUGUAGUGACUGUGGGAAAGCCUUCAGCUGGAAGUCACACCUUAUUGAACAUCAGAGAACUCACACUGGUGAGAAACCCUAUCACUGUACCAAAUGUAAGAAAAGCUUUAGUCGAAACUCAUUACUUGUUGAACAUCAGAGAAUUCACACUGGGGAAAGACCCCAUAAAUGUGGUGAAUGUGGGAAAGCUUUUAGAUUAAGUACAUACCUUAUACAACACCAAAAAAUCCACACUGGUGAGAAGCCUUUUCUUUGUAUCGAAUGUGGAAAAAGCUUCAGUCGGAGCUCAUUCCUUAUUGAACAUCAGAGGAUCCAUACAGGUGAGAGACCUUACCAGUGCAAAGAGUGCGGGAAAAGCUUCAGUCAGCUGUGCAACCUUACUCGUCAUCAGAGAAUUCACACAGGCGACAAACCCCAUAAAUGUGAGGAAUGUGGAAAAGCCUUUAGUAGAAGCUCAGGUCUUAUUCAGCAUCAGAGAAUCCACACCAGAGAGAAGACUUAUUCAUACAAUGAAACCAAGGAAAGUUUUGAUCCAAACUGCAGUCUUGUUAUACAGCAGGAAGUCUACCCCAAGGAAAAAUCUUAUAAAUGUGAUGAAUGUGGGAAAACUUUCAGUGUCAGUGCUCAUCUUGUACAACAUCAAAGAAUCCACACUGGUGAAAAACCCUAUCUAUGUACUGUAUGCGGGAAAAGCUUCAGUCGGAGCUCAUUUCUUAUCGAACAUCAGAGAAUCCACACUGGUGAGAGACCUUAUCUGUGCAGGCAGUGCGGCAAAAGCUUUAGUCAGCUUUGUAAUCUUAUUCGACAUCAGGGUGUUCACACAGGUAAUAAACCCCAUAAAUGUGAUGAAUGUGGGAAGGCCUUUAGCCGGAACUCGGGCCUCAUUCAGCAUCAGAGAAUACACACAGGAGAGAAACCUUACAAGUGUGAGAAGUGUGACAAAAGUUUUAGUCAACAGCGCAGCCUUGUCAACCAUCAGAAGAUCCACGCAGAGGCGCAAACCCAAGAAACCCAUGAAUGUGAUGCUUGUGGCGAAGCCUUCAAUUGCCACGUAUCUCUUAUUCAGCAUCAAAAAUUGCACACUACAUGGAUGCAGUAAAUGUAGAGAAAUAUUCAAGCUCAGUUUGACUUGAGACUAGCUACCCAAGUGCAGUUUCAGUAUGUUUCACCAUGAGUCAGGUUUAGUGACAAAGCAAAUUCUCCUUGGCCUCAGGCAAAUGGUUUCUAGAUUCUGUGAAAGGUGGACAACUGCCCACAGGCAGCUGAAGACUUCCAUUCCUCUUUGUUUUGAUGAUCAUAAAGACUCAGUAAUUUAUUUAAGCAUCUUUUUGUCACACAUCUUUCAGCAGAGAGGUCAAACCCAGGUUCAGAGCACUUGGUAUUAUAAUUAAUAAAGGGAUAAGGACAAAGUUGCAUUGGUACAAGGGAGCUGAAGUUAGAAAACUAGAGUAAUUAUUCAAGAGAGUCCCCUGCCACCAUCAUAUGGUGGUUCAUUCAGUUCCAUAAGUUUGGCAGUACAUGCCAAAGCCUAGUAAUUAAGCAUAUGAUUAAGUUUUUGAGGAAACAGAGCCCCAGUUUUUUUUCAAAUUGAUAUCCAAAGAUUUUUUUGGUCAUUGCUUAAGAAAGCCAGUUGUUUGGCAUGUGAUUUAAAGAAGCAGUUCCAAUGCCUUGUGUUUCCCAGAUCUGUGAAAUGAGUGGACCAUUAAUCUUACAUAUAAAGAUUAUGUGAGUAAUUAACAAAUGUAGCAAAGGUGUUACCAAGGAACCUUUGGGAGUGCCUUUUUUCAAGAUGGGCCCGAAAAAGUGGAGGAAGACCCUUCUUUUUGUGCCCUCCCAUCUGUGAAACAUAAUUGUAGUCCUAUACAAAUAACCUUAUUCCUCCACUAUCAGCAUGCAAAAGUGUACAUAUUUUGAUUACCAAGAGUUGGAAAUAAAAAGAACUGGAGUCUAUACUAGGAAGCUGAGAUAUUUUGGUAAUUGCUUUGGUUUUUAUGGUAACUAGACUUUGCAUGCGAUUUUAAAAUCCUUAUUUCUGGUUCUAGGGCUUCCCUUAGUUGAUGGUUAUAUAAACCUGUUAAUUCAUCUGUUUUAAUCAUUAAACCUGUUUUUUUUUUUUGCUUUG
Molecule: messenger RNA, 3397 nt
Organism: Odobenus rosmarus divergens (Pacific walrus)
Lineage: Eukaryota; Metazoa; Chordata; Mammalia; Carnivora; Odobenidae
Gene: ZNF189
Product: zinc finger protein 189
Exons: 4
Coding region: 506-2374 (622 amino acids)
Biological process (GO): regulation of DNA-templated transcription
Source: RefSeq, a predicted model, not a curated record